AUGGUCGCGACAAGGCUGUUCGAAGCCACGGGGCCGCCAGCUCGGCAGAGGGUCCAGGGCACAUGCCUGGGCCUGGGGGACCGGCCGACCCCUGGGGAUCUGCGAACGAAACCUGCCCCAGCUGGCUCAGCGCCCCAACCCGGGACCCCUCAGAGGCUCGUUCCGGGCCGCCCAGGCCAGACCAGCCUCCUGAGGCCAGCAACCCAUGAAGCGCUGCCGGCACGUCCGCCGUCAGCCCCGAGGCCUGAGCAGGUGCUGACUAAGGGGCUGGCGGGGGAAGCGGCCCCCACGGGCCGAGGCGCGCUGCGGGGCCGAACGAGGGCGCGCUGCGGGGCCUCUCCCCUUGCGGCGGGGCUGCCCGCCCUCCUGCCCGGCACCGGCCCGGGGCCUCGCGCCGCGGAGGCCCGAGGCCCGAGCCCCCGCCUCUGGCUGCCAGCCCGCGCUCCGCAUUCACCGCGCUCGGCCCGGGCCCGCCUCUCGGCCGUUUUCGCUUUCGCUUUCCUGCCUCCCUCGUUGAGGAAAAUGAAAGUGACCGUGGCCGUGGCCCGGGCCCGCGCAGCAGCCGUCGAAGAGAGGGGCGAGGAGAGCGGCGGCGGUCGGCGUGGAGCCUGCGAGCUGGGGCCGCCGCCCGCACCAGAGGAGGUGGCAGCACGCCCUGGACUUCUCUACCCGGCAAAGCAGUCCCCAGGCUGGACCGCAGAGAAACAAGAAAAUGGACUCCCGGCUGCAGUCGGCAACGAGCUUUGCAUCCCCUUCAUAAUCAGAAUGUGUGGUUUGGGGACCGUAUGGGUUCAGUUGGCACGGAUCCGAGCUGAACCCCUGAGAGUGGAACCGAGUAGUGUGAUGCCCACCUCGAAGGAGGGCGACCCAGCGACAGCAGACCUUGUGGGUGUGUCGAGGGGGGGAAAGAGAGCCGCGUUGACCCCGGUGCCAGAAUUCACAGCCUGUUGGAGGGAGACAGCAUCAAGGCCGGGCCGCAUGCAGCCUGUGGGCAAAGCAGAGCAGAGCGGAUGAGUGUGCCUUCCCUUCCGUUCCCAACACAAGAUGUGUGAUCACCCACUCCAUCCAGAGGCACAUGUGGUUCAUCGCUAUUGUUUAUUAAUAAAAACCAGCGUCUCCGUC
Molecule: messenger RNA, 1122 nt
Organism: Callorhinus ursinus (northern fur seal)
Lineage: Eukaryota; Metazoa; Chordata; Mammalia; Carnivora; Otariidae
Source: RefSeq, a predicted model, not a curated record